Pyrus x bretschneideri (Chinese white pear) is the source of this 1979-nucleotide messenger RNA. RefSeq lists its product as uncharacterized. The record is from RefSeq and is a predicted model, not a curated record. Lineage: Eukaryota; Viridiplantae; Streptophyta; Magnoliopsida; Rosales; Rosaceae. The transcript is spliced from 2 exons. The coding region runs from base 464 to 1801 and encodes 445 amino acids.
UUUAUGUUACAAGAUGUGGAGUAUCGGUUAAAUACUUGGUACUUAAAAAAUCUUUCCACUCUGAGGCAUGAACCAAUUUCGAAGAAGCUUCCAAAAUGCUUCAUUUGAAUGAGUAUAAAAAAUAUGAUGGUACCUACAAUAUUUUCAGUGUUUAUUUAUUUAUUUUUAUAAAGUAAUAUCCAUUUCAUAAAAGUUUUGGGGGGUAGUUCUUGACUAAUGGUUGGGUUUGCUAGAAGUGGGAUGGAGUUAAAGUUUGAGUGAAAGGGAGUUGUGUGCCAAGUUAGAAGUUGCAGUUCAAGAGGAAGUGAUUGGCAUCCAAGCUUACUUUUUCCAGCUUUUAAUGGAGAGUGAUGAUUUGCUUUUGAAAACAAUGGAGAAAACUUGAAGAAAAAAGUGGAAGGGUUUGAAAAGUACUUUUGGAGGAAGCAGAAAAAAAAAAAGGGUAUCACCAAAUUAAUCAAAAAUGCCAACAGUAUGGUUCUCUCUGAAGAAAUCUCUGCACUGCCAAUCAGAGCCAUCAGAUGUUCAUGCUCCAAAAGCCAGGAAGCAACUGAGCACAAUCUUGACAAGAAAGGCAAGAGGAGGAAGAUCAGGGUGCUCAAGAUCCAUAGCAAAUCUCAAGGAUGUGAUUCAUGGAAGCAAGAGGCAUAUGGAAAGGCCACCAAGUAAUUGCAGCCCAAGAUCCAUUGGAAGCAGUGAGUUUCUCAACCCAAUAACCCAUGAAGUAAUUUUGAGCAACUCAAGGUGUGAGCUCAAAAUCACCACCAGCCUUGGUGGCUUCCAUGACGGUGUUGGGGGUGGAAAUGCCAACAAUGGUGGCGGCGGUGGCGGUGGCGGUGGUGGUGGUUCAACGUUUAUGGAUACCCUAAAGCCUGGGACACCUGGUCCUGGUGGGCAUCCCACAAUGCACUACUUCAAUCCAUCUUUUAGGACUUCCUCAACUCCUCCAAGAAAAAGCCAUUUUCUGGCUUCUGCUGAUAGUACAGAAGGGCAUGCUGGCUUCAAGGGUUCUGCUUUUUCUGGAAGUGCUGGCGGAAUUAGACAAAGCAAUAGGAUUUCUUUCGACACAGAAAAUUCUAAUGGCUCUUGUGCAAUUACUUGCCACAAAUGUGGAGUACAUUUUACCAAAUGGGAUGCUGCUGAAGCUCAUCAUCUCUCUAAACAUGCUGUGACUGAACUGAUGGAAGGCGACUCAUCUCGAAAAAUCGUUGAGAUAAUAUGCCGGACAAGCUGGUUAAAAUCCGAGAACCACUGCCGCCGGAUUGAGAGAGUGCUCAAAGUCCACAACAUGCAAAGAACUCUAGCGCGAUUCGAAGAGUAUCGAGAGAUUGUGAAGAUCAAAGCCAGCAAGCUGCCCAAGAAGCACCCUAGGUGCAUUGCUGAUGGGAAUGAGCUCUUGAGGUUUUACGGCACCACAGUGGCCUGCGCUCUCGGCCUAAAUGGAUCCUCGAGCCUUUGCGUAUCGGAGAAAUGCAGCGUCUGUAGGAUCAUACGUAACGGGUUCUCCGCAAAAAAGGAGCUCAAGCAAGGUGUUGGUGUUUUUACAACUUCUACAAGUGGAAGAGCUUUUGAGGCAAUUGAAGUAUUGGAGGAAGAUGCAAGUGUAAGGAAAGCUUUGAUAGUGUGCAGAGUGAUUGCUGGGAGGGUUCAUAAGCCGUUGGAAAACAUUCAGGAAAUUGCUGGGCAAAUGGGGUUUGAUUCAUUGGCUGGAAAAAUGGGGCUUUAUUCCAACAUUGAAGAGCUUUAUCUGCUAAAUCCUAGAGCUCUCCUUCCCUGCUUUCUGGUCAUCUGCAAACCCUGAAGAUUUUUUUCAUCUUUUUUUUUUUUUUUUGGACGAGUGAAAAAUGGCUCAGUACAUCUGUAAUUGUGGUGUUAUGUGAAUCCCUCUCCUUGCUUUUUUUAUUCUAAUUUUUUUGGUGAAACCUCUAUUAUUUAAAAGUUGUAGUUCUCUCAGUGUCAAAUCAACUGUAUGCUGCUUA